This is a messenger RNA of Asparagus officinalis (garden asparagus), 1125 nucleotides long. Its product is annotated as ankyrin repeat and SAM domain-containing protein 6-like. Bases 96 to 749 code for a protein of 217 amino acids. NCBI's taxonomy places the organism in Eukaryota, Viridiplantae, Streptophyta, Magnoliopsida, Asparagales, Asparagaceae. The transcript has 7 exons. The record is from RefSeq and is a predicted model, not a curated record. Gene Ontology annotation, molecular function: protein binding.
UCUCGAAAAUACCCCCGCUAUUCCCCUUAAUUCCCAUCUCUCUCUCCUUUACCCUUUCCGUGGAAACCCUAGACUCUCCUCCAACGGACCGUAGGAUGUACGCAGAUCGCGUGGCGACCGGAGCGAAGAGAUCGAUCAGGGAUCGCCUCGAUGGCAAUCUCGUCCAAGAUUUGGGCCGGAAUCGAUCCGACAAUUCUAAAAGUUUCAGGCAACGCCGAGACGAUGAUAAGUGGAAACAUGAUCUUUACGAUGAUGGCAAAGGGCCACAAGUUUCAAAGUCCAAUGUUGGUUCAAGUGAUCUUCGACUGAAGCUCCAAAAGAAAGCUUUACAACAAACCUAUCAAGGUGGCAGUGAAGGAGUUCGAGAUCUUCGCGAGAAGUUAUCUGGUACCAUGAAGUCACAACCAACAACUGUAGAUCCACUGAAAGCUAAAGCAGCCCCAGCAAAGGUAGCAUCGGAGAGUGGUAAACCUGUUAAAAAAAGCGUCCUUUCUACUCAAACAACUGUAACAGAUACGAAAAAACUCUCUGCACCAGCUUCCUCUAGUAAAAAGCCUCAGAAAAAGCCUGAUUUAACUGUGGAUGGGUUGCUGCGUUCUCUUGGUCUCGAGAAGUACUCAAUACAAUUCCAAGCAGAGGAGGUUGACAUGACGGCUCUUACGCAUAUGAAUGAUGAUGAUCUCAAGGCUCUAGGAGUUCCUAUGGGCCCAAGGAAGAAGAUUCUACUGGCUUUGGAUUCCAAGACCUGAAGCAGGGGUCAAAAUGCGUGAAUAUCAACCUGUGCACUGGAAAAUAGUGUUUUCAUCGAACGAUUGAAAGUUUAACAUGCAGCAGAGUCAAUUGCAUCUAACUCGUCACAAAUUCACCCAUCCAAGGGCUUGUCGAAGAAAUGCGUUGUAUUUUUAUGAAAUUUGCAGUUCGUGAAUCUCUAUGGCAGAGGUCUUUAAAUUAAACCCAGUCAAUUUGUUUUGAGACUCUUCUGGAGUUUCUGAUUUUGAUCUUUCAGAUGUUCAAGCUAAUGGCUGCUGGGUGUCCAUAGUUGCAGCAUAUGAUAGACUGUUAGUUUACUCUGAAGAGUUUGGUUCAGGAAAAUGCAUGACAGUCAUUUAGACUGCUAUUUGGGCG